AUGGGUGGAAGGCAACCUGAAGUGGGUGAUCCCAAGCCUUCCGAGACGAAUGUAGUGGGUUUUCAGGCAGCUUCUUACACGUUGCAGGACGAUCUUCGCACCAUGCUCGAGGGCAUUGAGAGUAAAUUAGCAGCUAUGGCAGGGUCAAUAUCUCGUCUGGCGGCCACCGUGGAAACUCGUCUGUCAAAUUCUGAGAUGGGACCCAAUCUGUCGACUCUAGACAUGAAAGGACCGCUGAAACAAUCCGGCACCCCCGACAAUCUCCCACCCCUUGAAGUCAUAAUGGCGGCUGCCGAUCUAUAUUUCGAACAUUGUCAUAAUCGUCCUUAUUCGUUAUUCCAUGAAGUCUCUUUCAAAGCAAAGCUAGCCAUGGGCCAGGUACCUCGUGCUCUGGUGUUUGCCAUUCUUGCCAGCGCCGCGCGAUAUCCGUCAACCACUCCACUUCGGAACGGACCAGAAGCGAUCGCGAGCUAUGCAAUAGAGUCCUGGAAAGCUCUCGUGUUGCCCUGGAAUGGUAUCGAGGACAGAAUGGGUAUCAGUAUCGUUCAGACUAUUCUGCUAUUGGCCAUAAUCGAUUACACCGAUGGUAAGGCGCAAGGAUCGUGGAUCAAAGUCGGACUGGCGAUUCGAAUCAUUCAGGAUUUUGGCUUGAUGAGGGAGCCGGAUGCGUGGCUGUCGGUGACCGAACAAGAAGAGCGGCGGAGGGUAUUUUGGUCAUUCUACAUCUGUGACAAGCUGAUGUCGUGUGGGCGCGAGAAGCCUUUGGCCAUGCUGGACGAGGCUUGCAAAGUCCGACUGCCGAGCGGUGAAGACGAGUUCCGCAGUGAGAAGCCCUGGCGGCCGACGGCGACACUGGACGAAGUCAACGGUGAGAUGGGAGGUGUCAAGUCGACGCAGCUCAGCCCUUUUGCUAUGUCGGUCAGGAUAGCCUCCGUCUUGGGCCAAUGUACGCGAUACACACUCGGCGAACAGGGCGCGUCUGCUCAAGAAGUUCAGGCCCCCUGGAGUCCAACUUCCAGGCUGUCGACGAUCCAUGCAAAUCUCCUCCAGAUCGAAUCCGACUUUCGACUCAACAUCCCCCUCGCAGAAAUCGUCCGACAAGAGAACAGCAACAAGGACGGCUCCAUUGACGCUCACAAAGUAGCGCCUCUCAUAUUCUCACGAACCCUCUUCCAUCUCUGCCACUGUCUCCUCCGACAUCCGAUCAUGUUUCGACGGCGUCUUCUCAACUACCAGGGACAAGCGCCCCUGAGUUUUUUAGUUCAUUCGAUGGAUACUUGCCGCAGCCACGCGCAGGCCUUGGUCAAUCUGAUGCUAGAAGUCAAACAAAUGAGCUGUCCAUCGAUAUCGUCGGUUGGGGACCCUUUCUAUGGCUAUUGUGUAACCGUGGCGGCUACGAUCCACGCCCUCUUCCUCCACUCUAGUGACCCUGCCAUUGCAGAAGACGCCAGAGCCUGUCUCGAUGCUUCUCUGCAGCUCCUGGAGGGCCUGGCUAAGCUCUGGAGGAGCACCAGUUUCAUGGUCACACGACUGAGAUCGUUACGCACAAAUAGCGCUCGGUUCGCACCAUUUCUACACCCUUCGACGAGACCCGAUGUCCUGGGGCAAAUCGAUGUCACAGACAUUGUUGAAGCCCUGGAUUACGGUCGACUCUCCACGCCACUGAGCAAAACUUCCUGGGAUGCAUUCAACCCUUCUAAUAUUCCUUCUCCGGUGUAUGAUGACUUGUUGAACCUUUUUCCGCUCGGCUAUACGAGACCCAUAGUGCCCACCAUAUCGGAUAGUCUCGAAUCUUUACCGACGGAGUCCUGGAGCACGUUUCCAGCACCUCAACCAUGGCUAGACGACCUCAACCUUUGA
Messenger RNA from Exophiala oligosperma, 1860 nucleotides. RefSeq lists its product as uncharacterized. The record is from RefSeq and is a predicted model, not a curated record. The transcript is spliced from 3 exons. Lineage: Eukaryota; Fungi; Ascomycota; Eurotiomycetes; Chaetothyriales; Herpotrichiellaceae. Gene Ontology annotation, molecular function: zinc ion binding; DNA binding. Bases 1 to 1860 code for a protein of 619 amino acids. Gene Ontology annotation, cellular component: nucleus. Gene Ontology annotation, biological process: DNA-templated transcription.